This is a messenger RNA of Penicillium subrubescens, 1274 nucleotides long. RefSeq names its product N-terminal C2 domain-containing protein. Bases 162 to 1211 code for a protein of 349 amino acids. NCBI's taxonomy places the organism in Eukaryota, Fungi, Ascomycota, Eurotiomycetes, Eurotiales, Aspergillaceae. The transcript is spliced from 5 exons. The record is from RefSeq and is a predicted model, not a curated record.
GGGGUCCUUCAACUUAGAAACAAGAGAUAUCCCUUAGGCAGGUCCUGAGUGGACUAUUUGUGGUGCAUCUGAUCCGUCAGAGUGGACGGGCAGGCAGGACCUCGACUGGGUCGUUUCGUUUCACCCUUACGGCGAGUUAAUUGCAUACAACUCGAACCACCAUGCAAGCAUUUGUCCCGAAAAACAGGCGGCCCAGAUUUGAGCUUGUCCUCAGGAUAAAUGAUAUCAACAACGUCCCUCUGGGCAACGGCACUGUUUGGGUGCGCUGGCGGCUGCCAUCAUCCAGCGCCACAGAACAUCAAGGACACACCGAGAAAGCUCCUCUAUCUGAUCACCGGGCCUACUGGAAUUAUGAAAAGGCUCUCCAUGUGAGGCUCACUAUUGACAGAAACUCUAUGCUUCAAGAGUGUGAGAUCAGUUUUGAGAUCAUCCAAGAGUUCCAUUCGUCACCUGCCAACGAGAAGAAUGUAUUGGGCAAAAUCAAGCUCAAUCUUGCCGAAUAUGUCGACAAGGUUGACGAAGACGAAGGUGUUGUCCGGAGAUACUUGAUGUCGGACUGCAAAGUCAACAGCACCGUCAAAAUUGGUAUUGCUAUGCGUCAAAUCGAAGGAGACCGCAGUUUCACCACGCCACCUCUCAAGUCUGCCACUGUCUUUGGAGGUAUUGCGAGGGUCGUACACUCUGCUGAACCUGGCGAUUCCGAGGAACUUGGACAUCUUCAGUCCCUCCACACCAAAAGCAGAGAAGUGGCUGACAUGCAAGACAUGUAUCGCCGCACUCUUGCAGCAUCAUGGACUUCGCGAGCCUGUGAUCUCCCCGCAGAUAAGUUGAUCGAGGAGCUCUUCGCUGGAAGCUCCUGCUGGAACAACGAAUCCCAUAACAGCUACAACGACGCCUAUCCAGACAGUCACAAUGACCAUCUAACCCCAGAGGCUGUGUCUCAACAAACACGCGCUGGGAAACGCCUAUCGCCUAGCUUUGAGAGGCGCCCUAAGAGUUCUUUGAGCAAUCAAUCUCAUGGAGGUGGAAAGACUACUGACUCACAUUCUACACUCGGUCACCCAAAGAAGGGUGGCAGUAUUGAGCACCAACUCUACGACGGCGCGAAAGGACGGGGCUGGAAGCCCCGGCAUGCAGAGCACGAACUGUCCGAGUUUGACGUGAGAGAGGAUUUGCGCAGCUGGGACAUUGCUACAAAGGAUGACAAGUGAAAAUUUUAGCACAUGCGAAAUAAUAAUCACAUAUUAUGAUAACGACCUCUAGCUCAGAUACCC